This is a messenger RNA of Prorocentrum cordatum, 351 nucleotides long. NCBI's taxonomy places the organism in Eukaryota, Dinophyceae, Prorocentrales, Prorocentraceae. The record is from the annotation of a GenBank genome assembly.
AUGGGCUUCCUGGAAGACCUCGGGCUGCCUCCAGAGCUGGUCGCUCUGGCCCUGAAUGUCCUGAACGGUUCGAUGUUCCUGGGAGGGAUUCUCGUGAAGCUCCCCCAGAUAAUCAACAUCGGGCGCACACUGACUGUCAAGGGGUUCAGCGAGGUCUCUCUGGCCACGGAGUUCCUGGCGUGCCUCAGCUAUUGCGCCUACAACUUGAAAAUGGGAUUCCCUUUCAAGACGUGGGGAGAGAUGGCGCUCAUUGCCGUGCAGGUUGGGAUUCAGAUGGUCCUGUAUUGGUCCCUAACGACAGAGAGAUCCGGCGGAUUUCGGUGGCACCUCGGGCGGUUGGCAUUCUGUUGA